Messenger RNA from Musca domestica (house fly), 3153 nucleotides. RefSeq names its product kelch-like protein 5. Gene Ontology annotation, molecular function: protein binding. The record is from RefSeq and is a predicted model, not a curated record. NCBI's taxonomy places the organism in Eukaryota, Metazoa, Arthropoda, Insecta, Diptera, Muscidae. The transcript is spliced from 8 exons. Bases 1013 to 2965 code for a protein of 650 amino acids.
UUUUAUUAAAAAUGGAUUUCCAAAUAACAUCCGCUGGAAAUAGAAAAAUUUAACGUUGCAUGAAAUGAAUGCAGAUCGUAAAUUCGCCUGGAAAAAAUUGACAAUGACAUUAGCAGCUACAACUGUGAUACGACCGAUUUGCUAGUUAAACAAAAGAAAACAAGUGCGAAUAGAAUAGAUCUUUAGUUGGCCCCUCAGCGACCCUCGCCUUUGGUUGUUUGUGGUUCUUGAUCACAACAACCCGACCGACCGCCCUCCCGCUCGCCUUACCAACAACGUUCCACAGUUCCAUAAAUUGAACAUUUAAACAGAGUGUCAGGAGUACGGCGCGGUGUCCGGCGGAGGCAAAGGCCUGUAAAUUGACGGCAGUUUGUCUUUGCCAUAACACACAGCAGAGUACAGCAGCAAACGACGUUGUAUUUUUUCAUCAGUCAGUCAGUCUUUGUUUGAGUGCUGGGCCGUAGUAUUGUAAAAAAACAGAGCGAGCAGAGAGUAGUGCAACAACAACAACAACAAACAGCCAGCCAGCAUUGAGAAAGGAAAUUCACAACAAAAACAUUGUUCUGUCAGUUACUCAGUCAGUUGGUCAGGUCCAGGUGCAGUUGGGGCAACACAGAACAGAGCUUACCACGAAAAAGAAUGCUGGCUGUACUGGUUAGUUCUUUUAGUUCUUCCAAGGCGACGGGACGAAGGUUAAAAUAAGAAUUAAGAAUUGCAUUGUUUGCAGAUGCACUGGAAAAGAAUUAGCGAUUCGAAGUAAUAAGCAACAGUGAGAUUUGUAAAUUUUAAUUAAGAAUUAUUUAUUGGAGACUAAAGAGAAAACCAAACUAAAUCUAAAACGUCAAUAAUUCUACCGGAAACGCAAUUGACCCCCCAGACGAACGGCUGGUUCUGCACUAGACCAUUGUUUUCCUCUUCGUCGAAACCAAUGAUUUGUUGAUCUCAUUGCCUUUGCAUUUAGCCGUUGUUGUCGACGUCGUCGCGGUCGUUGUGAGCAACCCAACCACACACCAUGGCCAACAGUAGUAGUAACACCAACAAAGAAAGCCCCUCACGGGAAUCCACAAAUUCAUCAUCCGCCCGCAUAUCAUUACUCACCGAUGCUGAAUCAUUCUCACGCGACUUUAGUUUGGGCAGUUUAAAUUCGGCCGUAAGCCAAGAUGAGUUCUUCCGCUGCACCGAUCAUGCCGAGAGUGUCUUGAAGCGAAUGCAAUUGUAUUUGGAAAAUCAUCAAUUGUGUGAUGUUGUCUUAAUUGCAGGCAUCGAUGGCAGACGGGUGCCUGCUCACCGUUUGGUAUUGUCCGCAUCGAGUGCAUAUUUUUCCGCCAUGUUCACGGGCUGUUUGAGGGAAACAAAAGAAGAGGAAGUAACACUGGGCGAAGUUCAUGGUGAUGCAUUACAAAUACUGGUGCAGUACUGCUACACGGGAUUCAUAGAACUGCGAGAGGAUACCGUGGAAACACUGCUCGCCACCGCUUGUCUACUGCAGCUGAAUGCCGUCGUCACUGCCUGCUGCAAUUUUCUCGCCAGACAAUUACAUCCCUCAAAUUGUCUGGGAGUUGCAUUUUUUGCCGAACAGCAAAGUUGUAAUACAUUGUUGCAGCUGGCCACAGCCUACACAUGCCAACAUUUCAUGCAGGUUUGCAAGAAUCAGGAAUUUUUCCAAUUGAACGCCGAUCAAUUGGCCAAAUUACUGGCAAGUGAUGAUCUCAAUGUUCCCUCGGAACAGGAUGUCUUCCAUAGUCUAAUGUCAUGGAUACAGCACGAUCCCAAUAAUCGUGAAAAUCACAUUCCGGAAUUAUUGGCCCUGGUAAGACUGCCACUUUUGCCGCCUUCAUUCAUUAUGGAUCAUGUUGAGAGUGUGUGUGCCUCAAACGAAUGCCAACAGCUGGUUAUGGAGGCCCUUAAAUGGCAUUUAUUACCCGAAAGAAGAUCUCUCAUCUCGUCGGAACGCACAAAACCGCGAAAGUCAACAGUAGGUAGGCUGUUGGCGGUCGGUGGAAUGGAUGCCCAUAAGGUAAAGGGAGCCAUCAGCAUAGAAAGCUACUGCCCUCGUCUCGAUAAAUGGACGGCUUGGAAAAAUAUGUCCGCCAGACGUUUACAGUUUGGUGUGGCAGUUAUGGAUGACAAAUUAAUAAUAGUGGGUGGUCGUGAUGGCCUUAAAACCCUUAACACUGUGGAGAGUUUGGACUUGAAUACCUUAGCAUGGACCCCAUUAAAUCCAAUGGGAACACAUCGUCAUGGGCUGGGUGUUGCCGUACUGGAAGGACCCUUAUAUGCUGUAGGUGGUCACGACGGUUGGAGUUAUUUGAAUACCGUUGAAAGGUGGGAUCCUGUUGCCCGCACAUGGAGUUAUGUUGCACCAAUGUAUUCAAUGAGAUCAACGGCGGGUGUUGCUGUAUUAGGUGGUCGUUUAUAUGUUGUGGGCGGACGUGAUGGCUCUGUGUGUCACAGAUCAAUAGAAUGUUACGACCCUCACACAAACAAGUGGACAAUGCGUGCUCCAAUGAACAAAAGAAGAGGUGGUGUUGGAGUUGCAGUUGCUCAUGGCUUCAUUUAUGCUUUGGGUGGCCACGAUUGUCCCGCCAGCAAUCCAUCUGUAUGUCGUACUGAUACCGUUGAACGGUAUGAUCCUAGCACUGAUACCUGGACUCUAAUUUGUUCCUUAAGCAUUGGCAGAGAUGCAAUUGGUUGUGCUCUACUUGGUGAUCGCCUAAUGGCUGUGGGUGGUUAUGAUGGUAAUCACUAUUUGAAAACCGUCGAAGAAUACGAUCCAGAGGCCAACGAAUGGACACAAGUCUCGCCGCUAACCUAUAGUCGGGCCGGUGCCUGUGUUGUGGCCAUUCCAAAUAUAAUUCCCUCAACACCACCACUUGCCAGUUCAACAAAGGUGUGGAAACCAGUGAGAUUGAACCCUGUCUGCUACCGCCGCAAUGUGGAAUUUGUGGAUUAUUAUCAUCUAUAGGAAUGUGAAUAGUUUUUUCACUUGCAACUGAUAUUUUUCUAAAAUUUUAUCUUAGUAUUAGCCAAGAGCAUACGUAUUAUAUUUAUAGCAAUAUAUCAAAACAAAUAUUUUAUAAUUUUAAUCUCUAAAUAAAAACGUACACACAUACAUACAAUUAUUGGAUAACGAACGAACGUUAUACGAAGAAA